Biomphalaria glabrata is the source of this 4830-nucleotide messenger RNA. Its product is annotated as cartilage oligomeric matrix protein-like. Gene Ontology annotation, cellular component: extracellular region. Gene Ontology annotation, molecular function: calcium ion binding. The record is from RefSeq and is a predicted model, not a curated record. Gene Ontology annotation, biological process: cell adhesion. The transcript is spliced from 25 exons. Bases 191 to 4180 code for a protein of 1329 amino acids. Lineage: Eukaryota; Metazoa; Mollusca; Gastropoda; Planorbidae.
CGCGAGCGGCUGGUGGAGUGGGGCUCCAGGAACAAUGAAAAUGAGUUUCAGGCUGUGAGAGUAUCUCAGAUUGAAGAUGUUUAGAUCUAGAUCUACCAGCCCAGCAGGGGAAUUCCUUGUGUCUACAACUGAAGCGCGCAAUUAGAUCCAGUUCUUUUUUUAAUUGGAUAAAUGCAACGAAAUAGUCAUUAUGUAUUUGCUGAGAAUUUUUGUUUUCACAGUUACAUCGAGUUUAUUUCAAGUGCUUAUUUUUACUAGUGGUGAAGUGACAGAUUUUGAAAAAGCUUUUACUAAUCACGAUGAAGUCUUUCUGUCUGGGGAGUUCCGGACACCUCGAAACACAAAAAAACCGUUUCUCUUGCUUCAGGCCACAGGAAAAACUAGCAGAAGAAAAUUAGAACUGAGUGUAGACUACAGACAACCUCAAGUGAUACUAGCUUUAACAGAUGUUGAUGGUCGUGACUACUUAUUAAGUUUCCCAACUCAAGCUCUUCACACAGGAAACAGGACCAAAUUGUUGAUGUCCUUUUCCAAGCUGUCCCAGCCUUACAAUAGUCUGAGUUUAUUUGUAGACUGUAUGGAUAUGGGGGUGGACCAAACAGAGGUUCAGUUGAGGAGAAUAUUUUCUUCCGAUUUAACUAUGAAAAUGACGUCAGCCUUUCAGUGGCAUGUUGGUACUACAGUUAAAGACUUGUUUAAACAGAUGGGUUGUCCAGAGAGCGAAUUGGAAGAACCCAUGACAACACAAAGCCCGACUCUAAAAAUACCGUCAUGGUCAAGACAAGGACUGGCCACACAUCGAAGGAUACCAUCAGACGAGGACUACAUUCCAGCCCAAGCAGCAAGAGAGAGUCAGCCAGCAGUUCAGGAAGAAACAAAUAGAACAGAUCGACAGCAGGGAGAAAGUGAUGGGGCACGAAACGUCAGUCACAGAGAAACAACAACAGAAGCUCCACAGAGAACAUCCCGUAGAACUCAAACUACAGAUUCCAACAGCAGGCAACAGUUUGAGCAAGCGCGUCCUAAUCUUUCUUCAGUUGUUCCAUCUGUACAGACUACAGAGACUCAGUAUUUGGAAGCGUCCCUGAAAGAAGUCACAAGAGCACUAGUAGAAUUACGUCAAGAUUUGAAACUUCAGAUGCAAGAGACUCGAGCCCUGAAAGAGAUUUUGUUGUCGUGUGACUUGUGCCGUCCUCCAAAUACAGAAACGGAAAGCCCACUAAAGGUACCAGUGACAAAAUGCUCGUCCAAUCCAUGUUUUUCUGGUGUUCGAUGCCUGGAUACCGAAGAAGGUUUCAGGUGUGGCUCUUGCCCUAGAGGCUACACUGGAAAUGGAAUAACUUGUGUUCGUGUUACGUUGUGUGCAGAUAACCCUUGUUAUCCUGGGGUGAGAUGUAUUGACACUGAUAGAGGAUACCGAUGUGGUGCUUGUCCACCUGGAUACACUGGGGACGGAACAAGACGUGGAUGUAGCCCGGAGAACCCAGAGUACUGUAGUUCACGGCCAUGUUUCACGGGUGUUGAGUGCCAAGAGUUACCUGGCGGCUACAGGUGUGGGCCUUGUCCCCCUGGAUACACAGGAAAUGGAACAAGAAGAGGAUGUCAACCAGAGAAUCAGCUGUACUGUAACUCACGGCCAUGUUAUCCUGGUGUUGAAUGCCAGGAGUUACCUGGGGGGUACAGAUGUGGUCCAUGCCCUCCUGGAUACACAGGUGAUGGAACACGAAGAGGAUGUCAACCAGAGAAUCAACUGUACUGUAACUCACGGCCAUGUUUCCCGGGUGUUGAGUGCCAAGAGUUACCUGGGGGCUACAGGUGUGGGCCUUGUCCCCCUGGAUACACAGGUGAUGGAACAAGAAGAGGAUGUCAACCAGAGAAUCAGUUGUACUGUAACUCACGGCCUUGUUAUCCUGGUGUUGAAUGCCAAGAGUUACCUGGAGGCUACAGGUGUGGGCCUUGUCCCCCUGGAUACACAGGUGAUGGAACAAGAAGAGGAUGUCAACCAGAGAAUCAGUUGUACUGUAACUCACGGCCAUGUUAUCCUGGUGUUGAAUGCCAGGAGUUACCUGGAGGGUACAGGUGUGGGCCUUGUCCCCCUGGAUACACAGGGGAUGGAACAAGACGUGGUUGUCAUCCCGAGAGUAAGGCGCACUGUAGUUCAAAUCCUUGUUUUGCUGGUGUAGAGUGUCAAGAAGUACCAGGCGGCUACAGGUGUGGGCCUUGUCCCCCUGGAUACACUGGAAACGGCUCUUUCUGUCAAGAUAUAAAUGAGUGUGAACUCAGCCAACCAUGUCAUGCUCUAACUAACUGUGAAAAUCUCAGCCCAGGGUUUAGAUGUAGUCCAUGCCCUCCAGGCUAUACAGGAUCUGAAGUCCAAGGCAUUGGUUUACAAGCUGCUUCUACUGCCAGACAAGAAUGUCUAGAUAUCAAUGAGUGUGUAAAUGAAAACAAUGGUGGAUGUGUACCCAACUCUCAAUGUAUUAAUACACCAGGAUCUUUUCAAUGUGGACCAUGUCUAGAAGGUUACACUGGAAAUCAAGAGACUGGGUGUAAUAGCACUUCCAACACUUGUCCUGAUGGAACCAAAUGCCAUGCUAAUGCCAAAUGUAUAAGAAAAAGAGGAAUAAGUGGAUUUGUCUGUCAGUGUACCAUUGGCUUUGCUGGAGAUGGGCAGUUGUGUACAAGAGAUACUGACCUGGAUGGUUUGCCAGAUAUUGAACUAUCUUGUCCAGACAGACGAUGUAGGAAGGAUAACUGUGUUUUUGUACCAAACAGUGGCCAGGAAGAUGCAGAUCGAGAUGGUAUUGGAAAUGCUUGUGAUGCUGACAUGGACAAUGAUGGUAUACCAAAUAGUCCAGAUAAUUGUCCACUGGUUGCAAACCCUGAACAAAAAGACACAGAAAGGGAUCCUGACAAGAGAGGAGAUGCUUGUGACAACUGUCCUACAGUACCUAACCCAGAUCAAACUGAUACUGAUACUGAUGGCAUGGGAGAUAACUGUGAUCCAGAUAAAGACAAUGAUGGUAUACUUAAUGAAGAUGACAACUGUCCAUUAGUACCUAAUCCUGACCAGAUUGAUACAGAUUCUGAUACGAUAGGAGAUGCUUGUGAUAAUUGUCCUUCUUUAGCUAACGUUCAACAGCUUGAUAGCGAUCAUGAUUUAGUUGGAGAUUUAUGUGACACUAAUGAUGACAGAGACAGGGAUGGUGUUCAAGAUAACAGAGACAAUUGUCCAGACAUUGCCAAUGCUGACCAGAAAGAUACAGAUAAUGACAAAAUAGGUGAUGCUUGUGAUGAUGAUGAUGACAAUGACAAUAUUGUAGAUUCUGACGAUAAUUGUGUUUACAUUUAUAACCCUGACCAGGAAGAUACUGACAAGGAUGGUAAGGGAGAUGUUUGUGAAACAGACUCUGAUGGGGAUGGUUAUGAUGACCCAGUAGAUGUAUGUCCAGAUAAUGGAAAAAUAUAUGCCACAGAUUUCCGAGCCUAUCAGACUGUGAUACUAGAUCCAGUUGGAGAUUCACAGAUAGACCCAAAUUGGAUUGUGCUUAAUGAUGGAGCUGAGAUUGUACAGACAAUGAACAGUGAUCCAGGUUUGGCUGUCAGCUACAAUUCCUUUUCUGGUGUAGACUUCAGUGGCACAUUUUUUGUUAACACUGAAGUGGAUGAUGAUUAUGCUGGAUUUGUUUUUUCAUAUCAAGACAGCAGUAAGUUUUAUACUGUGAUGUGGAAGAAACAUGCCCAGACUUAUUGGCAAGCUGCUCCAUUUAGGGCUGUGGCUGAACCUGGCAUUCAACUGAAGUUAGUGAACUCUGACACUGGGCCUGGUCAAAUUAUGAGAAAUGCUUUAUGGCAUACAGGGGACACAGAUAAUCAGGUGAAAUUAUUAUGGAAAGAUCCCAGAAAUGUUGGUUGGAAAGAAAAAACAGCAUACAGAUGGGAGUUAAUUCAUCGACCAGCUAGAGGAUUGAUUAGAGUUCUACUUUUUGAAGAAACUGAAUUAGUGGCAGAUUCUGGCAAUAUUUAUGACAGUACUUUGAAAGGUGGCCGUCUGGGUGUGUUCUGUUUCAGUCAAGAAAUGAUUAUCUGGUCAGACUUAGUCUACAGGUGUAAUGAAUUUAUUCCCAAGGGUUUGUUGGACGACUCUAACAGUUCAAGUGAUGAUAUUUAUGAUUAUUAGUUGGUUUGUACAUCAAACAAGUUGAAAUGCUAUCAAAUUAUGACAUUUUUUUAGUUAUGCUUUUAGCUGCACUGUUUUUGAUUGUUUAGCUAAAGACAAAUCCAUAGUUCCAUCAUGUAUUUGUGCUUCAAUAGAAUAGAUUUUAAAGCAUACAUAAUAUUUAUAAUAAGAAAAGGAAAUAAGUCGAUUGCUGAAAAUUCCUACCAUCAAAAAAGACUAAAAAUAGUUGAAAAUUUUGGUACAAAACAAACUUAGGUUUGGUAUUCUUCAGUUCUUGUCUUCACAAUUUUUAUUAGUUAAUGAAUUUUUGUUUUCAACAGCAAGAAUAUUUAGUAUAGAAAUCAGACUUUUUGUUGACCUAUUUUACAGCUUGUUAUAAACUUCAUUUAAAACUUAAGCACAACUUCUGUUUCAACUUUUUAACAAAUCAUUCAGUUGUUCAUAUUAUAAAUUGUCUUCAUGUGUUUAAGUAAAAUAACUGAUAUGAAUGUAUUGCUAUAAUCAUGUUACUUUGUUGUAUAUAGUUUCUAAAACUACUUCAAUACCAUUCAACAUUUCUUUAAUUAUCAUGUCUGCUAUGUUUUACUAUUUAGAUUUAAGCUUUUGUAAAGUGUGUCUCAGAUUUGAUUGAAAUAAAGAUUUGAAACAAA